Molecule: messenger RNA, 948 nt
Organism: Auanema sp. JU1783
Lineage: Eukaryota; Metazoa; Nematoda; Chromadorea; Rhabditida; Rhabditidae
Source: the annotation of a GenBank genome assembly
AUGUACAAGCUGUCCGCAUCACUGAACCGGGUCUGGGUGUCAUCGGGCAUUAUUUUGUUUUGCAUUUUAACUGUAGCAGUUGUUUUUCCGUUUUUGUAUUUCCAACUCGAUACAGCUCAAACACGCCUGCAUCUGCGAAUGGAUACUUUCAAGUUCACUGCCCGUAAUAUUUGGAAAGAUGUUGUUCUGGUCAGUAGUAACCGUGUCCGUCGUCAAGGAUACGGAAGCUCUUAUGAUACCCAAGGUGAUAAUCAGCAAUGCACAACUUGUAUUGAACUUCAGUGUCCGUUAGGACCAUCAGGGCCACCUGGAGUUAAUGGUGAGCCCGGAAUGGAUGGAUCUGCAGGAAGACCUGGAAAACCUGGACUCGAUGGAUUAGAUAUUCAACUGGAUCCCGAACCAUCCUACCCAUGUGUUAUUUGUCCAGCUGGCCCACCAGGAAACCGCGGGGCUCAAGGAGAUAUUGGUCGUGCUGGUAUUUCUGGAGAUGCUGGACAUCCUGGUUCACCCGGUCGGCCUGGUAAACCAGGUCGUGUAGGAAAUGCUGGUGAACAAGGCUCAGGUGGAGAACCAGGAGAUCCUGGAAUCAAAGGUCCACCUGGUGAUGACGCAAUUGGAGGAGUUGGAGUACAAGGACCUCCGGGGCCACCAGGACCUAGAGGACCAAAGGGUCCUCCUGGACCUAAUGGUUUACCUUCAGAAAAUCCAGGAUCAGCAGGACAAGUUGGAGAUUCAGGACCUCCUGGUCCUCCCGGUCCAAGAGGAGAACCAGGUCCGUCCGGGCCUUUCGGACCUCCAGGAGACUCUGGAGAACCGGGUGGACAUUGUCCCUCAACAUGUGGGGUCCAAGAAAUCGUCGCCCCCGUCGUUAACGAUGUAGAAACUCAGCAAGACUAUCCUCAACAACACCCUCAACGAUCAUACGGAAGCGGAGGAUAUAGAAAAUAG